This is a messenger RNA of Misgurnus anguillicaudatus (oriental weatherfish), 4262 nucleotides long. RefSeq names its product solute carrier family 6 member 1, like (gene slc6a1l). NCBI's taxonomy places the organism in Eukaryota, Metazoa, Chordata, Actinopteri, Cypriniformes, Cobitidae. Gene Ontology annotation, molecular function: gamma-aminobutyric acid:sodium:chloride symporter activity. Gene Ontology annotation, cellular component: plasma membrane. Gene Ontology annotation, biological process: nitrogen compound transport; neurotransmitter transport; sodium ion transmembrane transport. The record is from RefSeq and is a predicted model, not a curated record.
CAUAAAGCACACUGUCAAUGGGGCACUGCAAUCGACUCUUGUUCGGAUGCCUCAGGCUCUCAGUGUGGUAAAGCGAUAAUUUUAUCAAACUACAGGUCGAAGUUUAUUAUCUCCGGCUCAAUACCAACCACAGGAUCACCAAGGCAUUGAGGAUACAAAGAGAAAAGGAAACUCUUUGUCAAAUUGGGUCAGUUUCUUUUGGCUCUGUUGUGAAUGAAGGCACUGGGUAGUUGGCACAGUUCAGUAGUUUCAAUAAAUUCUGGAUUCACGAGACCACCUGUAACUGGUGGCCAUUCAACUUACCUGUCUGGAAGAGAUGACCUUUACGUUUCAAAGCUAAAGGUGAACAAUUGGAAGUGAAUAAGCAAACGUCUCUACACAGUAAACCUGAACUGGAUGUUCAGUACUAGCGAAACAGUACUGGACUGAUUUGGAUUAGUUCCGGACUGUGGUGCGACGGUAUUCCUAUAAUGGGAAAAACCGGCCAGAGCACAGUGGACCUCAACUCUCCUUCGGAUGUGAAGCAGGCAGUCCCAUUUGAAGACCUGGAUCACAACGGUGUUCCUGUGGAGGUGGAGCAGAAAGAUACAGUACCAGAUAGAGGAUCCUGGAAGGGCAAGUUUGACUUCCUGUUGUCCUGCGUUGGAUAUGCCAUUGGGCUGGGAAAUGUUUGGAGGUUCCCGUAUCUGUGUGGAAAGAAUGGUGGAGGAGCUUUUCUAAUUCCAUACUUGUGCACUCUGGUGUUCGCUGGUAUCCCAUUGUUUCUUCUGGAGACAUCAUUAGGACAGUACACAUCAGUAGGAGGGUUGGGGGUAUGGAAAUUAAUACCCAUGAUGAAAGGUGUCGGCCUGGCUGCUGUGGUAUUGUCCUUCUGGCUGAACAUCUACUACAUCAUCAUCAUCGCCUGGGCUUUAUAUUACCUCUUCAGCUCUUUCAAGGCAGAGUUGCCAUGGCAAACUUGUGAUAACCCUUGGAACACUGACCGCUGCUUUUCCAACUAUAGUCUUAUGGAUACCACCAACCUGACCAGUGCUGUAAAUGAAUUCUGGGAGAGAAACAUGCAUCAGAUAACAAAUGGUUUGGAGGAACCUGGGGAAUUGCGCUGGCCAUUGGUUGGAACGCUGGCAUUAGCCUGGAUUCUUGUAUAUUUCUCGAUUUGGAAAGGUGUAGAGUGGACCGGGAAGGUGGUGUAUUUCUCUGCCACCUAUCCCUAUUUCAUGCUCUUCAUUUUGUUCUUCCGGGGGGUUACUCUACCUGGUGCUAAAGAUGGCAUCCUUUUCUACAUUACCCCUGACUUCAACAAGCUUUUAAAAUCAGAGGUGUGGCUGGAUGCGGCCACUCAGAUAUUUUUCUCAUAUGGUUUGGGUUUAGGCUCUCUUAUUGCUCUGGGCAGCUACAACCACUACAACAAUAAUGUCUACAGAGAUUCUGUCAUCGUGUGCUGUAUAAAUUCUUGCACUAGUAUGUUUGCUGGAAUCGUCAUAUUUUCCAUUGUGGGCUUCAUGUCACACAUCACAAAAAGACCCAUUGAAGAACUGGCUGCCUCAGGUCCAGGUUUGGCGUUUUUAGCCUACCCACAGGCUGUUACCCAGCUGCCCAUGUCUUCACUCUGGGCUAUACUUUUCUUUUCAAUGCUCCUCAUGCUUGGGUUGGAUAGUCAGUUUUGUACAGUGGAGGGCUUUAUAACGGCUCUGAUGGAUGAAUAUCCCACAGUCCUGAGAAAGAGAAAGAAAAUGUUCAUUCUUAUUGUCUGUAUAAUAUCCUUCAUCAUCGGCUUCUCCAACAUCACACAGGGUGGCUUGUACGUGUUCAAAUUGUUUGACUACUAUUCAGCAAGUGGAAUGUGUCUCCUGUUCCUGGUCUUUUUUGAGACGAUCUCAAUUUCCUGGUUUUAUGGGGCAGAGAAAUUCUAUGAAAAUAUAGAAGAUAUGAUUGGUUAUCGGCCCUGGGGCUUCUGGAAACACUGCUGGACUUACUUUACUCCAUUAAUCUGCUUUGGUGUAUUCACAUUCAGCGCCAUUGAAAUGACUCCUCUGACACUGGGGAAGUAUGUGUACCCGCCCUGGGGUCAGGGGAUUGGGUGGCUUAUGUCUCUCUCCUCUAUGAUUCUUAUACCUGGAUAUGUCAUCUAUAUGUUCAUCACCACCAAAGGCAGCAUCCGACAGCGUUGGCAAAAGAUGACCAGCCCAUCUGAGCUCAAAACCCAAGACACCAAUGAUAUCACGCAACAGCCCCCACAGACAGGAAUUAUGGGUGAAGCUUCUGUCUGACAUAAUUUCCUCUUUUCUGUACAAUGUGCGGUAAAGACAGUGAACUGUGCCCAAAUCAAUUUCUUCCAUUCUCCCGGACUUUCCUUGAAAUCUGAAAGCAGUCUGAAGCGAACCACGAAUACACGACUCUCUUCCUGCAUUUUAUGUCACUUCGUCCCUCUCUAAAGUUGCAUUGUGAGACACAUAUGUGAGGUCUUCCUAGAGAAAGUAAUUUCAUUUACUGUCAGUCUCAAGAUAUGAUCUAGCCACACACUCGCCCUUGCAGGGUAUUUGGGGCUGGAGCUUUUUCAGCUUUUCUGGUCAUAGGCAGGGUACACCCUGGAUAGACUGCUAAUCUGUUGCAAUGUAUAGUCUGUAUAAUUUUAGCAUUUAUAUAAGAGUGGUUAAUCUUAAAGGCCUGUCACAAAAUGUAAAUUGUCUGAAAGCAGUUAGAGAAACAUGAAGUUUGAGUUUCAAAGUUGAAAACAUGAAUAAAUCUGGGCAUACUGUACGUGGUAAUGUGUCCAAGGAUCUUUAUAUAAUAUCUUUGUAUGUGCAUGAAUGUAUAACGUAUACUGUACCUGAGGUGACUACUCACCACCAAGUUUUCACUAUUUCAAUCACAUUUUCCUUCACUGCAUUUUUAACGGUUUGUCUGUGUGAACCACACAGCUAGCAAAUUUAGCUCACAAACUUAAAGACAGUCCGUGGCAGGGCCACAAAAGUAUGCGGAGAUCCAUGAGAAUGCCACAGAAAAAUGAGCAAUGAGCAAAAAUGAGCCCUGCCACGGACUGGUUUUAUUGGUUUUUGGCGCAUCACGUCAUCUGCUUACUCAUCGCAAAAAUGCUGUAUAUAACGAACGUCAUAUAGUUUGUAUGUAUGUUGCUGUGAUAUAUAAUUAUACAGAAUUACCUUUUUUAUUUUCUAAGCAACCGAGAUGUUGCCCCCGGGGGAGUUGGUGCCCUACGUAAACUGCGUACUCUGCAUAUAGGGAAUGGUGUUACUGAUCCUGUCAGCAAGUCUUUGUUAAGUUUACCCGCCACCUGCAUCUGGGUUCCGUUCCUGCACGUCUGUGACACCCAAUACUUCAGAAAACUGGUUUGGAUACUAAUGACCCAAAUAACUAGCCUGGUCCAACCAGACUCUCGUACAUUCAUUUCAUUUGUACAGAGAGUCUGGCCAGGCUCCAUUGCAAAGCGUUACUUCUGUUAAGGAGGGUCCUCUGUUGAAGUUUAAAACUAUUGGAUCUGCCCAGAGUCACUCAGGAUCUGCCUUAGGCAAUCGCUAACGUGUGGUCGUGACAUAUAUCAUGCGCCGAAACCGGCCGGAAACAACAAGUCCGAAUACUCAGACCAACAAAACUUAGCAAACCUGGUUCUUGCUCCGGCUUUAACUUCUGUAUAUUCGGCAGUUUUGCAACAACGGACCGAAUAGCUUUUCUCACGUCUUUCUCCGCUGAUAUUACUGAACUACAACUCAAACUGACGCACGACCUCAACGUCAUCGUUCUUAGCCAAUCCCCUCUGUUUGCUGAUUGUACCUGCAGAUUUUUGCAGGAGAAAACGAAACUCUACACAGCAGUCCCAGACGUAGUACUGAAGCGAAAUGAAAAUUAAGCGGAAGCACGUAGGAGGGCGGAGCCAGGCUACCAAAUAACUACCACCCCAUUCAUCACCAAACUUUUAAAACGGACUGUAGCAACUUAACCUCAAGUCCACUUUCAUAACAAUAACCCUUACAAACUUUUUCUCAGCCAUAAUCAUAGCACUGAAACAGCUCUAGUAAAAAUCACUAAUGAUUUCCUACUUGCAGCUGACAACUGCAAGUCUUCUAUCCAUCUUGAUCCUUCUUGACUUCACUGCAGCCUUUGAUGCUGCAGAUGAUCUCCCACUAAAUUAUUCUGGCUGCCAUUGGGAUCACCAAAAAAUUGGUUCUGGUCAUAUCUACACCGUAGAAUAAUUUCGUUUAUGGAACAAAACUGUAUCUGAAACACACAAUCACUCAUGGUGUUCC